Molecule: messenger RNA, 405 nt
Organism: Aspergillus oryzae RIB40
Lineage: Eukaryota; Fungi; Ascomycota; Eurotiomycetes; Eurotiales; Aspergillaceae
Exons: 1
Coding region: 1-405 (134 amino acids)
Source: RefSeq, a predicted model, not a curated record
AUGUUCAGCAAUGAGAUAGUGGACGUCUCAAACACGAGCACAGCGUUGCAACACUUGUUUAGACUGCGAAAGAUCCAAGCCAACAUCCGAAGAUACUGGGAUGAGCCAACGGAUAUCCAAAAUUUGAAUGAUAGAUCGUUCAAGCUGGCAUUGGAUGAGUGGAGGAAAGACAUACCUCAAUACUCUGCGGAAGAAGCGCAGAGAACCUAUCUCGAUCCUUUAUGGAUGACAAAACUAUAUGACUACAGUGUAAUCAUCCUUAUGCAGGGAAAGCGGAAACACCUCAUGCGCGAAGAUCUUGAUGAUAUCCUUUCGGCUGGAGUUGAGGUAUGUCUUAACUAUAGACUUCUGCAGGAAGAAGACCAGGUGAUGUGCUUUACAUGGUCUGCGGUGAGUCUACGCUAG